This is a messenger RNA of Rhincodon typus (whale shark), 778 nucleotides long. Its product is annotated as WD repeat-containing protein 44-like. Bases 11 to 778 code for a protein of 255 amino acids. The transcript has 3 exons. The record is from RefSeq and is a predicted model, not a curated record. NCBI's taxonomy places the organism in Eukaryota, Metazoa, Chordata, Chondrichthyes, Orectolobiformes, Rhincodontidae.
ACAGGAUAAAAUGGACAAUGUAACACAGAAACCUCUUGUUCAAGAUUUUCCAUUUGAUCACAGUAAUGAAGAUAAAGAUGAGGCUCUGGAGGAGCCAGAGGAAGAACAGCCAUCAAUGAGGAUUCAGCUAUCAGCUGACUCUGACACUGGUGAAGAGGAAAGCAUUUUUAAAAAAGAACAGGUUGCAGUUUGUGUGUCAGUUGAAGCUGAUCUGCUCAUCAACACCUCUGGACUAUUAACUAUUGAUCAGCCUUUGUGUGAAAAGCCAAAGGACUUGACAGAGCAGAGUAGCUCAAAUGUACAGACUGAACAGACAAACCUGUCACGUACUGUUACAACUCUGCCAUCUUCAGAAACUUUCUCAGCAGUGUCACUGAGUGAUGGGAAUGAAACAUCAUCAGAGUUUGUGAGUAGUUUGUGUUUGGACAAGUGCAGUGAAGACUCUUUUAUAUCUUCGCAACAACAAGUCGAUAAAGCUGAAGAGGUCAAAGAGGUCAAGAAAGCAGACAUUUUGGAACAUGUUUCUGAAGAUUGUUUCCCUCUCCAUGACAUGCUCUCCUCUGAAGAGCUGCAACCUUCAAAACUACCACGGCAGAUGAAUGUAGAACCCGACAUAGUAGCUAGCACAAAGAAACCCACACCGAUACGCCCUCCUCCACCAGGUUCAAGUGUCCCUCCUCCACGGCCACCACCACCUGCACGGCCUGCUCCCCCUCCUCGAAAGAAGAAAAGUGAAACUGCCUUGGAUGUGCACAGUUCUUUAGGCCUAGAAGAGUAA